UAGCGUCUGACAAAAUCACGUGAAAAUCAUGUGACAUACCUGUCGCUGUCCUAGACUAGUUAAUUGAUAGGUAUCUUCAGUAAAGCAAACACCCAUGGAAUAUUGUAUAGGUCUUUGAGUUAAGAAAGCAUGGACUGUUAUAAAAUCGUUGCAGUUUUUGUCGUUUUUACUGGGGCAAUUAUAGCUGCAGAGCCCUUAAAGUUCAAGCCCCACAGGUCUGAGCCAAAGCAGGAAUGGAGCUAUGUGGAUGUAAGAACGGGUGCGCACAUGUUCUACUGGCUCUACUAUACAACAGCCCCUGCUGGCUUCCAACAGACCCCUUUGAUCAUGUGGCUUCAGGGAGGCCCUGGUGGUUCGGGGACUGGGUUUGGGAACUUUGAAGAGAUUGGUCCCAUUGAUGUAGACCAGAGCCCCAGAAAUACAACAUGGCUGCAGGCAGCUAGUUUGUUGUUUGUUGACAACCCAGUAGGUACAGGGUUCAGCUAUGUGGAUGGCAAGGAGUACUACACGCAUGAUGUGGCUGGCAUAGCCACGGACAUGCUGGUCCUACUGCACGAGUUCUUCAUGGUGAAGUCCCCCCAGUUCCAGGAAGUCCCAUUCUACAUAUUCUCUGAGUCGUAUGGCGGGAAAAUGACAGCUGCUAUAAGUCAAGCGCUCUACAAGAGCAUGAAGGCUGGUGAGAUCUCCUGCAACUUCAAGGGCCUUGCCAUGGGCGACUCCUGGAUCUCCCCUAUAGACUCCACACAGACCUGGGCUCCAUAUUGCUAUACAAAUUCUCUGGUGGAUCUCAGUGGUUAUCUAGCAAUCAAUGACUCAGUGAAGCGUGUGGCCAGCAGUAUCAAUGCAGGGAAAUGGAGUGAUGCGACAGACGCGUGGGGGUCCACCCAGACAGUGGUGGAUCUGCAGACCAACGGGGUCAACUUCUACAACAUCCUGAAGUGGGACCAGGAGGAGACCUCUAGACUCUACCAAGGAAACAGCCUUUGUGACAGAAUGCUUGCACCAUACCACUCAGAAAGUUUAGAUGAUUUUAUGAACAAAGAAAUCAGACAGAAACUUGGCAUUAUACCUAAAAAUGUCAGAUGGGGAGGACAGUCUAGUGAAGUAUUUGCAACACAGAGUGUAGAUUUUAUGAAACCUGUUGUUGAUAUCGUGGAUGACCUCAUUCAGAACACAGAUCUCAAAGUUGUUGUGUACACUGGACAGCUUGACCUAAUUGUCGAUACCAUAGGCACAGAGCAGUGGGUUCACACAUUGACCAUAGCUGACCAAUACAAGCUGGCCUCCCGUACACCCAUACUGGACCCCUUCACAAAACUGACCUCUGGAUAUGUCAAGACCUACAACAACUUCUCCUUUUACUGGAUACUUGAUGCAGGUCACAUGGUUCCUUCAGACAAUGGAAACAUAGCUUUGAAGAUGGUUCAAAUGGUGACUGACUCCAAAAAGUAAUGUACCACACAUUUUCAGUGCUGUGAUCCUGCAGGUUGGGCUUCUUCAAGUGUAUAAGUGCAAUUUUACAACCUGCUAAUUAGUUUUUAAUCUAAACAUCUGCAUUUUAAUUUAUCACCAAAACAUGUUAACAUGAUGUUAACUGAUUUUGUUUCCUGUCCCUAAAACUGUGGAUGUAUUACUGGUUACAUGUCAAGGAGGUAAAAUCACUAGUAAACAAGUUCUGUUAUUGCAUUGUUAAAUAAAUGCAUCCAUAAAUUUGUUCAAUAUAAACUACUUGAAUAUUCGAAUUUGUUUCUUAAUUAAUGGCUUUCAACAAGCCAAAUGGCUGUUUAAAACAUCAUACUAUUGAUUAUUUGUUAAUCUUUUUAUUUACAUGGAAAGGAUAGCUGUUUAUCUUCAAAAGAUCAAAUACAUAUUUGGCAUUACUUGAAUGGAUACUUGACCCUUGUUGUGAUUCAUUACUAUUCCAUGUCAGAUUUAAUGUAUGGAUUACUAUGUAACACUAAAGUUAUUUUAGUACCAAGGACGUUAUCUUAUACUUUUCACAAUUGUUUGACAACUGCAUACACAUUGUGAUCGUGGUUGCACCGUCUAUUGAUUAGACUCGUACAAACUGCAUUGUGUCGUGCAACAUAUGACAAUGGUUGUAGCGAUAUUUACUGCCUCAUCCCUCUGUCUUUCUGUCGAUACUUAAUUAAAAUACUGUUUGAUGCCUUGACAAACAUAAAUAAUAAUUUAAGAUACAAAAUUUCUGUAUAUUUAUUGCUGAGGCAUUAUUUUGUCCUUUUUCGUACAAAUAUGCAUCAAAAUGCACUCAAUUACACGAAAUUUGAUGCCUUUUUUACUUGGUCUAUAAAAUGUUACAGUCUCUUAGAUUUUUAAUAUAAGGCCAUAAUGUCUCUAAGGUUGUAUGCAAUGUGAUGAUACGAUAUAAUCUAUGCAUGGUAGUACAAAUAAAAUCACAUUCAUAACACGUUCAGUUAAAUAACGCCGUUGAAUAUUUACGUACUCGUAUAAAGUAAUACAUUUGAAUGUUAAAACUAUGAUUGUUUGUCACCAACAGUUUGAUUACUUUAAUUAAAGAUGUUAGCAAUAUUUUGUAAUUAUUUUUAAAUAUUCAUAAAAAGCAUUCCUAUACACGUUGAUGUAUGCUUUGUACAUGCAAAUGGGCCCUUAACAUAAAUUGCGUUGUGAAAAUGUCUGUAAUAAACGAAAAUGUGGUUGUUUCAUUUUUAUUUUCUGAAGCAUGGAUAUUGUUAAGUAAUAAAUAAAAUAUUUAUGCUAUGAUAAA
Dreissena polymorpha is the source of this 2746-nucleotide messenger RNA. RefSeq names its product retinoid-inducible serine carboxypeptidase-like. NCBI's taxonomy places the organism in Eukaryota, Metazoa, Mollusca, Bivalvia, Myida, Dreissenidae. The coding region runs from base 130 to 1452 and encodes 440 amino acids. Gene Ontology annotation, biological process: proteolysis. The record is from RefSeq and is a predicted model, not a curated record. The transcript has 11 exons. Gene Ontology annotation, molecular function: serine-type carboxypeptidase activity.